This is a messenger RNA of Penicillium diatomitis, 462 nucleotides long. Its product is annotated as hydrophobin family protein. The transcript has 3 exons. Gene Ontology annotation, molecular function: structural constituent of cell wall. The coding region runs from base 1 to 462 and encodes 153 amino acids. The record is from RefSeq and is a predicted model, not a curated record. Lineage: Eukaryota; Fungi; Ascomycota; Eurotiomycetes; Eurotiales; Aspergillaceae. Gene Ontology annotation, cellular component: fungal-type cell wall.
AUGAAGUUCAUUGCGACUGCCCUUCUCUUCGCUGCGGCCACUCUGGCUAUGCCCUCCGCUCCUUGUGAUAAAGAUGGCAAGCACAGUGAUGGCUCAAGCGACGAUAGCUCCAACAACAUUACCUACGAACAAGCGAGCGCAAAGUGUGGCAACGACGCCGUUGUGUCUUGCUGCAACAAGGAGACCGUCACUGGCUCGGUGACUAGCGUCAACAACGGUCUUCUGGCUGGCGUGCUGUCGAACGCUAUCGCUGGCGGUCCUGGCAGCGACGGACUUGGUCUCUUCAACGGAUGCAGUGAUCUUAGCUUGGGUGUCCCUGUCGCCAGCUUGCUCAGCGCCCAGAACAUUCUCAACAAAAAGUGCCAGCAGAGUAUUGCCUGCUGCCAGAACAGUCGUUCUGAGGCUAACGGCGACCUGGUCGGCGUUGCUCUUCCAUGCGUUGCCUUGGGUAGUCUGAUCUAA